AUGGGCUCGUGCGUCUCGCUCUCGGCGGCGCCGGCGCUGCCGACAGUGGCCACGGCGAAGGUGGUGCACGUGGACGGCUCCAUGGUGCAGUUCGCGACGCCCGUCACGGCGCGGGAGGCUCUCGGCAGCGACGCCACCAGCUCCUCGAGCUUCCUCUGCAGCUGCGACGAGCUUCGAUUCGACGCGCCCGCCCGCGCGCUGGCGGCCGAGGAGGCACUCCAGCCCGGGUGCCUCUACUUCGCGCUCCCCGUGUCCAUGCUCCGCCGCCCGCUCUCCGGGCAGGACAUGGCCGCCCUCGCCGUCAAGGCAAGCUCCGGUUUGGCCGCCGUCGCCAACAGCAGCAAAGGACAGGGUAUGGCUCGAGUGGCGCCGCUCGUCGCCGCCGACGAGGGUGAACGAGACGGCGGACGGGAUCACCACGUCUACGGAAAAUACGGCCCACGCAAGAUGGGUGGUAGUGAUCGUGCGGUCGUGCAAAGGCUGAGCGCCAUUUUGGAAGGCCAGUGAGUCCUGACUACGGCCUGAGUGUGGCCCCAAUAUCGAUUAACCGAUUUAACGGUUACAUUGUUUAGACAGUCUAGUUAAGCAGAUUAUGAGUUGCUGCUUAGUUGAUCAGGUCCAUCGCUCGAUUCCCCAACUGAGGUCUGCAGGAGGAGAUCCGUAUAGUAUGUAUGUACAGCCGUACAGGAUGCUUCGAUUCUUUCAUGUGUAAAUUUUAGGAUUA
This is a messenger RNA of Lolium rigidum, 724 nucleotides long. RefSeq lists its product as uncharacterized. Lineage: Eukaryota; Viridiplantae; Streptophyta; Magnoliopsida; Poales; Poaceae. The transcript has a single exon. The record is from RefSeq and is a predicted model, not a curated record. Bases 1 to 507 code for a protein of 168 amino acids.